GGUAAGCGCACGCGCCGCCAUAUUGGCAGAGAGCGGAAGUGAGGGAGAGUAAAGAGUGAGAGAGAGAGUGAGAGUUCGGGCUGCAGUACAGGGUUCUGGAUCUUGACCGGGUUCUAGAUCGGGUUCUAGAUCAGGUUCUGGAGGUUCGGUAGGUGGUGAAGAUGCCGCUGGCUCAGCUCGCGGACCCGUGGCAGAAGUUGGCAGUGGGACAUCUCGAGCCCGAGGAUGACUCUAUGGGAGAAGAUGACACUCCAAUGAGUGAUGAAGGUCCGGUGAAGGAGAUCAGUAUAACUCAUCAUGUGAAGGAGGGGUCGGAGAGAGCUGAUCCACGGCAGUUCGAGCUACGCAAAGUUCUGGGACAGGGAUCGUUUGGAAAGGUGUUCCUGGUGAGGAAGAUUUCGGGUCCAGAUGCAGGACAGCUUUAUGCCAUGAAGGUCCUGAAGAAAGCGACACUGAAAGUGAGGGACAGGGUGAGGACGAAGAUGGAGAGGGACAUUCUGGUUGAGGUCAAUCAUCCAUUUAUCGUUAAACUACAUUAUGCAUUUCAGACGGAGGGUAAACUCUACCUGAUCUUGGAUUUCCUGCGGGGAGGAGAUCUGUUCACCCGACUCUCUAAAGAGGUGAUGUUUACGGAGGAGGAUGUGAAGUUCUAUCUGGCGGAGUUGGCGUUGGCUCUGGAUCAUCUUCACGACCUCGGCAUCAUCUACAGAGACCUCAAACCUGAGAAUAUUCUGCUGGAUCAGGAGGGUCAUAUUAAACUGACGGAUUUUGGUCUGAGUAAGGAGUCAGUGGAUCAGGAGAAUAAGGCGUACUCUUUCUGUGGAACUGUGGAGUACAUGGCUCCGGAGGUGGUGAACCGCAGAGGCCACACCCACAGCGCUGAUUGGUGGUCGUAUGGAGUCCUGAUGUUUGAGAUGUUGACGGGGAUGCUGCCGUUUCAGGGGAAAGACCGUAAAGAGACCAUGACCAUGAUCCUGAAGGCUAAGUUGGGAAUGCCUCAGUUUCUCAGUGGUGAGGCUCAGUCUCUGCUCAGGAAUCUCUUUAAGAGGAACCCGGGGAACCGACUCGGGGCGGGGCCUGAUGGAGUUGAGGAGAUAAAGAGACAUCCAUUCUUCUCCACCAUCGACUGGAACAAAUUAUUUCGUAGAGAGCUGCAUCCCCCGUUUAAACCCGCCUCCGGUCGCCCGGACGAUACGCUGUACUUCGACACGGAGUUCACCGCUAAAACCCCGCGAGACUCCCCCGGUGUUCCCCCCAGUGCUAACGCUCACCAGCUGUUCAGGGGUUUUAGUUUUGUAGCGACUGGAGCAGAAGAAGAGACCCAGCCUCCCAUCCAGACCAACACCAGCAUCAGCAGCGUAUUACAGCACCGCAGUGCACUACAGUUCACGGAUGUGUACGAUGUGAAGGAGGAUAUCGGAGUGGGAUCCUACUCCAUCUGCAAACGCUGUGUCCACAAGACCACCGGCAUGGACUACGCUGUUAAAAUAAUCAAUAAAGAGAAGAGAGACCCGGCAGAGGAGGUGGAGAUUCUGCUGAGAUACGGCCAACACCCCAACAUCAUCACCCUGAAGGACGUGUAUGAUGACGGGCGGGUGGUGUACCUGGUGACGGAGCUGAUGAAGGGUGGAGAGCUGCUGGAUAAAAUCCUGAGGCAGAAGUUCUUCUCGGAGAGGGAGGCCAGCGCCGUCCUGCACACCAUCACCAAAACCGUGGAGUACAUGCACGUACAGGGGGUGGUGCACCGGGAUUUGAAGCCCAGUAAUAUUCUGUAUGUGGACGAGUCCGGAAACCCCGAGUCCAUCCGGAUCUGCGACUUUGGCUUUGCUAAGCAGCUCCGAGCGGAAAACGGCCUGCUGAUGACCCCCUGCUACACCGCUAACUUCGUCGCUCCUGAGGUGUUGAAGAAGCAGGGAUACGAUGCAGCGUGUGAUAUCUGGAGUCUGGGUGUGCUGCUGUAUACCAUGCUAACGGGCUUCACCCCAUUUGCUAACGGUCCUGAGGACACGCCCGAGGAGAUCCUGGCUCGCAUCGGCAGCGGCAAGUUCUCGCUAACGGGAGGAUACUGGAACUCUGUAUCCAAUGGUGCUAAGGACCUGGUAUCUAAGAUGCUGCAUGUUGACCCCCAUCGGCGAUUGACUGCCGGUCAGGUCCUGCGUCACCCCUGGAUUGUCAACAAGGAUCAGCUGCCCAAGUACCAGCUGAACCGGCAGGAAGCUCCACAGCUAGUGAAGGAAGCGAUGGCUGCCACGUAUUCGGCUCUGAACAGAAACGUGUCCCCCAUGCUGGAGCCGGUGGGACGCUCUACGUUAGCUCAGCGCCGAGGGGUCAAGAAGCUAACCUCUACCGCCCUCUGACCGCCGACACACUCCGAGGAGCUGCCGACCAAAGAUUAACACACAUUUAUUUUUGUUUGUUUGUUUUGUUUUUGUCUGUUUAUACCGAAAUCACUUGCUUGUACAAUCAUUACCGUCUCAGAGUGCCGGAGUACCGGAGUCUCUGAGCGUCGUAGUGUUUCUGCAAAGCUCUUAAACAUAGAUCUGAAAUCAGUUUAUAUGCUCUUAUGAAACCUGUAAAUGUUCUAGAUAUCUAGAAAUUAUAUAUAACGGAGCUGAGCGAGAACACCGGCGGUGUUUGUUGGGGAUUGUGGGAGUUUUAUGCUGAGAAACCUGAGAGAUUUUUUUAUUGUUGUUGUUUUUUGUUGGAGCUACAAACACACUCCACAUUAGAGCUGAUGUUUGACCACUGAUUAAAUGGAGCAGUUUAGCUAAAAAAAAUCUAAUCAACCAGAUUGAUAAAAAAUCUCAGAUUCAGUCGAUUCAUCAAGUUAUCAAGUCAAGUUUGGUAUCUGAUGCGCUUCCAGAGAUGCUAGGCUAAUGUUGCUAACAAACACAGGACUUUGAUUGUCAUCUAGUAGUGGUUGAUAUUGUAAAAACAUUAUAUUGCAAUAAUUAAAGGUGCAAUAUAUUUGUUUUUUUGCAAUGUUUUAGAACAAAACAAAUGCUUUAAAUUAUACAUGAUAUUAUUGACAUUAUUAACUGCGAUGCUAACAGCCAGGUUUGCUAGGGUUGAAGCUGCAAUGCUAACAUACAAAACAACCUGGUUUGGCAGUGUUCAUGUGGCUUAGCCACAAUGCUAACAGCCAGACUCAGUAGGAAUGGAGCCGCAAUGCUAACACACACAAAAGAAAAAAAGGCUCAGCAGGGUUUGGAAUGGGUUAGCCACAAUGCUAAUAUAAUAUUUGGGCUUAGCAGGAAUGGAGGUGCAAUGGUAACUUACACAACAAAAAGGUUUAGAAGGGGUUUGAAUGGGUUAGCUAUGAUGCUAACAGCAGGGUUUGGCAGUGAUAGAGCUUCAAUGCUAACAGACUCCGCAGCCAGGCUUGACGUGGUCCUGAGCAAGUUAGCCACUGUGCUAACAGCCAGACUCAGCAGUAUUUGAUUGGGUUAGCCAUGAUGCUAACAGCCAGACUUGGCGUGGCAGAUUUAGGAGUGAAUUUGGCAUAAGAUACCACAAAUUUUUACUUUUAACGCCACUUCAAAUUAAAAGUCCUCUUCAGAAAUUUCAAACCAAGUCUUGAGUCAAUCGACUGCAUCUGAGACCUGUUAUCAAUCGUGUUGAUUAGAUAAUAGAUAUUUUGAUUGAUCUGCUCCUUUAAGGCCAAGUCUGCUCAUGCUGAACCCUAUAAUGCUAUUAGUGCCAUUCAGAAUCGAGUCGUUGAGUCUUUUUUGAUUAUAUAAAUAUAUAAAUGUAACUGUAUAAUUUCAGUUUUUUUGUUUAUUAUAGAUGAUUUAUACGUAGCAUUUUACCCUCCUUUAUUCACGUUUAUAUCCAUAACAGCGCAUCCAGUCUUAGCGCUUCCAUAGCAACAAUGCUAAACUACGGUUAUCCAGGUCGUAGGGCGUGUUUCCGAUAAAGUGGCCACUCCAGGGGGACUGAACUGUACUGUGUUUUAUAAUGACUGCAGCUGUGAAAUCCAGGCACAUACCCAUACUGUUCUACUGCGGUUUUCACGUGUACCCUACGAAAAAAAAACAUACGACGUUUUUAACGAAGUCUGUCCUGAAAUAUUUUCGUAAAUUUCUCUGUAUCAAGUUAAAUCACUGAUAUAGUAUUUAGCAGGGAUUUAUACACGUUUUUGGGCAAAGACAGCAAAAAAUGUAACAGCAAAAAAUUGUAACGUUUAAAAUAAAAGUAACAUAAAAACACCACGCUAACCUCAUUCCCACCAGAACCGGAGGGACCUUUUAAAGGACUAUACCAGCGUUUUUAACCUGAUCUGUAUCUGCUGUAUCUGUAAUGUAUGGUCGAUUUACCAACUAGUAUCAUUUCUAAAUAUUUUCGUAUACGUAGAAAAGAACGUGAAAAACUCCUUUGCGUGAAACUCCUUUAUAAUAAAAGUCACUGGGGAGAUUUUUUAAAAGGUUAAUUCAGUAUUUCUGACUUAGUUUCUAUCUGCUGUAUCUGAAGCUGAUGACCGAAUUCCACUAUUUCUAAAUAUUUUCUUAAAAAAUCCGUUAUUUUUCACCUCAAUCUCUAUAUACUGUAUCUGUAGCGUACACUCGAUCGCUACUUAACAUGGUUUCAAAAUAUAUAUACAAAAAAAUAUCUGACAUUUCUGAAACUUAGUAUGAAAACCAAGUAUGAAAUGCGUUUAUAAUGAUUAGAAUUAGUGGGCAGAUGCUGAUAUAUAUAGUUAAAUCUUAUGUGUGAAAUAUUUUUGAAAUAGUUAAAUUUGCUUUCUUUAAAUUUUAGAUAAAACAUUGAUGUCUUCUUCAUAUACGCUAACAGCCAGGCUUAGCUGGGUUGAAGUGGGUUAGCUUUAAUGCUAAAAGUCAAGCUGGACAGGGUUCGGGCGGGUUAGCCGCAAUGCUAACAGCCAGGCUUAUUCUAACAGCCAAGCUUGGCUGAGUUGGAGAAGAUUAGCCGCAGUGCUAACAGCAAAGAUUGCCAAGGUUGGUGCAGGUUAGCUGCAAUGCUAACAGCCAACCAGUUUUAACAGGGAUUGAGUAGGUUAGCAACAGUGCUAGCAGCCAAGCUUAUGCUAGCAGACAGGCUUAUUCUAUCAGCCAGGCUUGGCUGGGUUGGAGAAGAUUAGCCGCAGUGCUAAGAACCAAGAUUGCCAAGAUAUGUGCAGGUUAUCCCCAAUGCUAACAGCCAAGAUUACAGGGUUCUUGCGCGUUAGCCACAAUGCAAACAGCGGGGUUUGCCAAGGUUGGCACAGGUUAGCUGCAAUGCUAACAGCCAAAAUUGCCAGAGUUGAUGCUGGUUAGCCACAAUGCUAUCAGCCAAGAUUGCCAAGGUUGUUGCGCUUUAGCCACAAUGCUAACAGCCAAGAUUGCCAGGUUUAAUGCACAUUAUCCACAAUGCUAACAGCAGGCUUGGAUAAGGUUUUUCAUAACUUAUCAAAAUGUAUGUAAUUAAAACUCUCAUCUAAAUCUAGUGUGUGUGUGUGUGUUAGCAGUGUUAGCAUUAGCCUAGUUUAAACUAAUGCAGCACACUCAUAAUCUAAGUACAUUUCUGAACAUUUUUGAAUAAUCCACAUAAACGUUUAUCUGCGUAACGGAGCAUCUGCCCAUUGAUUCCUGUCGUACGUUAGCUUCAUGCUAACACGUUUCUGCGGAGUUCAGAGAAACUUGUUGAAAUUAAUUUUGGUAAUAAACUCUGUAUUUUGUAUUUUACAUAAAAAUUAAAGAUGAUAAAGUUACACUGUAGCACUCCGCCCUCACUCCCGUCUCGCCGCUACGUGAUUUUUUUAUGGAAUUAAAGGGAAUUUCGUAAGAUUUACGUUCGUCUGGUUUGAUAUUACGGAUUUUUCCAGUAAACAGUAAACGAUUUUUUUAGAGAGACAUUCCGAAUGUAUUUUUGUAUCAGAGUACACUUUUCUACUACGCUGUGAGAGUUUAGGAGUGCGCGAGAGAGAGAGGGUGCAGUUCACUGUGGGUUUGGGACGGAGCUCCUGCUGUUGAUUCUGUGUUUGAAACUAAUCUGAUUAUGACUUUUUUGGGAAAUCAAAUGUUAUUAAUAACCAAUAAUAAAAUUCUUUAAGUAUU
Messenger RNA from Astyanax mexicanus (Mexican tetra), 6053 nucleotides. It is a transcript of the gene rps6ka3a, whose product is annotated as ribosomal protein S6 kinase a, polypeptide 3a. The transcript has 22 exons. Gene Ontology annotation, molecular function: ATP binding; magnesium ion binding; ribosomal protein S6 kinase activity. Lineage: Eukaryota; Metazoa; Chordata; Actinopteri; Characiformes; Acestrorhamphidae. The record is from RefSeq and is a predicted model, not a curated record. Bases 162 to 2357 code for a protein of 731 amino acids. Gene Ontology annotation, biological process: intracellular signal transduction; protein phosphorylation.